Messenger RNA from Scylla paramamosain (green mud crab), 1377 nucleotides. Its product is annotated as probable glutamate receptor. Gene Ontology annotation, cellular component: membrane. The transcript is spliced from 8 exons. The record is from RefSeq and is a predicted model, not a curated record. The coding region runs from base 22 to 1353 and encodes 443 amino acids. Gene Ontology annotation, molecular function: ligand-gated monoatomic ion channel activity. Lineage: Eukaryota; Metazoa; Arthropoda; Malacostraca; Decapoda; Portunidae.
UUUUCUUGGAGGUGACCUAGAAUGAUGCAGUUGCUGCGGGAAGUCCUGGCUGAUCCUGAGGUGCAGCGGGGUCUGAUACACAAUCCAGCCUCUUUCAGGUUUCCAAGCAGUCCGGCAGUGGUGGCAGCGGCAGUACACUGGCCGCCACAUAUAACGGUAUCCCGAGGCACCGAUGGUGUCCUUACAGUCUCGGGAGCCAUGGGAAACGUGAUGCAAGUGCUGUCUCAGACCCUUAACUUCACAUACAGCAUAAUAACACCCGAAGAUGGGUCCUGGGGUGCCGAGCGUCCCAAUGGCACCUGGACGGGCAUGGUGGGCCAAGUAAUUCAAAAUGAGGCGGACAUAGCCUUGGGUCCCUUCGGCAUCAAGCUGAGCAGAAGCAGAGUGGUGGACUUCACCGAUUCUUUUUAUUUCGAUGACCGAGCUAUUCUGGCUAAGAAAGGAGAGCCAGAAAUUGACCCCUGGGGUUUCCUGUAUCCUCUGACGGACUCAGUGUGGGCGGCGCUGGCAGGCGUUCUGGCGGUGGUGUGGCUGACGCUGUGGAUGGUGAGUCGCCGCCCCAAAGUUGUUACUCUCCUGGACUGGUCUAUAAAACUGCUACUAGAGAAUAUGCGUGUCUUUCUCAAUCAAGAUGUAACGAAGUCACUGUUGGACACGAUAAAAGCUCGCACUGUGUUAGGAUCGUGGAUGGUGGUGGCAGCUGUGGUGUUCUGGAGCUACACAGGCACCCUCACCUCCCUGCUGGCGGUGCGGCACAUCCCUUUACCCAUCCAGACACUCAGGGACCUGCUCGAUGACUCCUCCGUGUCUGUCAUAAUGGAACCAAAUACCAUCGUCACGGACACCAUUUCAAAAAUGAAGACCGGUGAACUGCGGGAACUUCACGAGCUUCAGUUUGUGGGUCGCGUGAAGUACCAACACGCCACCACCUUCCCUGCCGCGCUGGACACAGUGGUCCGCCGUCAGCGCCAUGCUAUCAUCUCCACCAGUCUCUCUGCUGAUCUGUUUAUGGCUGACCUCUUCAUUCUAACUGGGAAAUGUGACUUCUACAAGGCGAGACAGACCUUCUUCACCUCCACCCACUGCAUGAUUGGCCAGAAGGGCAGCCCCGUUGUGCCGGCCAUCACACACAGGAUCCGCUCCCUGAUCGAGUCUGGCCUGUACGGGUACUGGCUGCUGAGCGAGAUUCCUGCCAUCACCACCUGCCGCUCCUCGCCUCCCAUCACUCUCGUGAGGGCGCCGCUGUCCUUCGCCAACCUGUGGGUAAGGCGCACGCCACGCGGCCUUCUCAUGCUGCCUCAUGACUUUGUGACGCAGUGUUUUACAGAACGCUUAGUUGUGGCUACGUUGUAACGGUUAUCAUUAUUAUUGUCACUA